Sclerotinia sclerotiorum 1980 UF-70 is the source of this 327-nucleotide messenger RNA. RefSeq lists its product as hypothetical. The record is from RefSeq and is a predicted model, not a curated record. Gene Ontology annotation, biological process: attachment of spindle microtubules to kinetochore. Gene Ontology annotation, cellular component: DASH complex. Bases 1 to 327 code for a protein of 108 amino acids. NCBI's taxonomy places the organism in Eukaryota, Fungi, Ascomycota, Leotiomycetes, Helotiales, Sclerotiniaceae. The transcript has 3 exons.
AUGACGUCCCGACUCCCUGGCGGCAACGCACCACGUCUCUCGACUGCACCAAGUAGUAGCACCAAGCCUCGACAACUGUCCCACCUGCACGCACAACUCGCACAACUCUCGGCCAAUCUUGGAGAUCUUGAGAACCUUCUCCGAAAUACUAGUAUACAAGCUGAGUCAAUAAGAGGCUUGGGUGCUUUUCACGGAGGACUAUUCAUGGCGGCAAGCAAAGUUUUAGGAGAGGAAACGAUCGCGGGUAGCGCACAACAACAAAAUCAUGGACAGGCACAGGGAAAUCGGACAGCAGAGCGUAGGGAUGAUUCCGAUUCCGAUUCUUGA